AUGUCGAGAAAGGGAGAGAAAAACAGAAAGAGUAUGUAUUACGAUGAUCAUCUUGCGGCUGCGGAAAAAGAGAUAAGCUCGAGAAAUUUCUGUAAUUUGGUUGAUGCGGCCGUCAUAUUAUAUGUAGAAGAAAAAGAAGCAGACCGUAUAUUAAAAUCCAGCUGCAACACAAAGACAGAGACUCUGUCUGAAAAAGAAAAAGACAUCGACUAUAUAUUCUUCAAUGUCUUCCCAAGAAAAAGAAGAAGUCCGUCAAAGAAAUUUGGCCGAGUACAAAGCUAUGAAACCCUUAAUAAAGCUUCUACCUCUUCACCGCUUUUCGACCUUAACAAGACCCCAGAUGAUUCUGAGACAGAAGCCCCAUCGAACCCUCUUCCAUGUUUUUAUGUAUCUUCUCCUCAAUCGUUUCUCACUGCUCAUCCUUCUUCUUCAACCUUAACAGAGGAGUCAAGCCGCAAGAGACGUGCCCCGCAAGAAAGAAAGCGUAUUACUGGUGGUAAAUCCAAGAAAGUUAGGGUUCCUCCUUUUUCAUGGAAAGGGAGAGCUACUCCAGAGUGGUUGGUCAGUUUAUUGGAAGUAAUGGCAGCAACCACAGGACACCUUGUAAACGAAGGCCCUUGGCUCAUCUUUGAGAAGAAGCUGACCAGUACAGAUGUCGACCCAGCACAGAGCCGUCUCUUGAUGCCGUUCAACAGCCUAAUCCGUAACGACUUCUUGACACCCGUGGAGUUGAGAAUCGUAGCAGAAGAAGAUGAGAAGAACGGAGUUGGGGCGAUGCUAGUGGAUCAACAGAAGAAAAAGUGGGGUUUGAUUUUGAUGAGACGGGAGAUGAUAAAAGGAGCAGGGAAUGGAACCUCGAACUAUGCUUUAAUUUGUGGGUGGAACGAUGUCGUUCAAGAUAAUGGUUUGAAAGAAGAUGACGACAUCAGUGUUUGGUACUUCAGGUGGCGUGAGCGUCUCUGCUUUGCCCUUGUUCUUCCACCUCCUGACAUGGCACAAAGUAGCUCAUCUCCUGUUCUCUGUGUCUGA
Messenger RNA from Eruca vesicaria subsp. sativa (arugula), 1029 nucleotides. The record is from the annotation of a GenBank genome assembly. NCBI's taxonomy places the organism in Eukaryota, Viridiplantae, Streptophyta, Magnoliopsida, Brassicales, Brassicaceae.